This is a messenger RNA of Dictyostelium discoideum AX4, 297 nucleotides long. RefSeq lists its product as hypothetical. Lineage: Eukaryota; Evosea; Eumycetozoa; Dictyosteliales; Dictyosteliaceae. The transcript has a single exon. The coding region runs from base 1 to 297 and encodes 98 amino acids. The record is from RefSeq and is a predicted model, not a curated record.
AUGACACAAACAGUUUUUAAAGUUACAAUGACAGAAAUAAUGGAAAGUAGUCAAAUAUUUUUCGCAAUUUUAAAAGGUAAAUUUCAAAGUGAAUUUAAAGAAGAAGACUUUUCAACAAAUCCAAUGAAAUAUAUUGGCGAUGAUUAUACAAUAGAAAAUGAAGAAGAAGAAUCAGUCCCUCAAGAGAAAUAUCAAGAGCUUGUUUCAAGCUCUGAUUAUAUUUGGAUAAAAUGUACAAAAUUUAACCCACAAAAUAAAGAUAUUGAAUUGGAUGUAAUUGGAUUUAGAAGAAAAUAA